Messenger RNA from Anopheles arabiensis, 1688 nucleotides. RefSeq names its product class E basic helix-loop-helix protein 23 (gene Oli). The record is from RefSeq and is a predicted model, not a curated record. The transcript has 4 exons. NCBI's taxonomy places the organism in Eukaryota, Metazoa, Arthropoda, Insecta, Diptera, Culicidae. Bases 656 to 1357 code for a protein of 233 amino acids. Gene Ontology annotation, molecular function: protein dimerization activity.
GACCGAGCAGCAGCGUCGUCCUUGCGCUGCCUUUGUGUCGGUUCCCCGAUUUUAAAUGCCCUGCACUGGCAGCAGGACGACAACAGUAGCGCCAUCAAACGGCCAUCAGCUGGAAUUAGUGCUGAAACAUCAAACCAGCGGAAACCGCAGCAUCAUCAUCACCGUCAUCAUCACAAACACACGCUUCGCAGAGCGGUGCCGUGUGGUGCGGUGUUGUGGUGUGUUGCCUGCUGCGUGUCCAGUUGCGCGAAGAUUUCUUGCUAUCAAGUUCGGUUGCGUUGUUUGUGCUGGGUGGUGGUGUGUUUUCGUGUUGGAAAGGAUUCUUCGUACAAUAAGUGAGCAGGAUUGGUUUGGAAUUAGAUUUGUGUUCGAAGAAACUAGUUACGAACGUUCGACAAGAGGUGCAAAACACAAGCCUGGAUGGAAAGUUAGUGUGGAUUGGAGUUGGUCGUUAUAGUUUUGAGGUGACUGGAUGUCAAGCGGCCCAUCCGUAGUGACUCACCGCCCGUCUGCUGAUGCGUAUCCUUCUGCGUUGGUUGGCGAUUUUCGCAGAACAACAACGGCUCAAAUAACCAAACGCAUCAAUCCUCAUUCUCCUUCAUACUUGCUGCUGUAGCUGCUGAUACACACGGUGCUGAAGUUUUCCCGCACACGAAUGGAUCCACCGCACAACCCGUUCAACUUUCAUCUUGGCCCGCCGGCGUCCCACACCGGCCACGGACACCAUCCGGAGCCUACGCCGAGCCCACCGCAAAGUGUCCCGGGACGCCGCACUCCGCUCGGUACGGUAGGGCUCGGGGGGUUUUACGCCCAGCCGCAUGCUUCGUCGGCCACCCACACCGAUGAGAAUCGUCCCUCGGGCAGUGCGGAAAGCCCACCGCCACAUCACCACGUGCCCGUCCCGCCGGGCGCUGGCGGCAAGCAAAAGAACCGCCAGGGCAAAUCAGUUCGGCUGAACAUUAAUGCACGGGAGCGCCGCCGGAUGCACGAUCUGAACGAUGCAUUGGACGAGCUGCGCAGCGUCAUCCCGUACGCCCAUUCGCCCUCGGUGCGAAAGCUGUCCAAGAUUGCGACGCUGCUGCUCGCGAAGAACUACAUCCUCAUGCAGGCAAACGCACUGGAUGAGCUUAGAAGACUGCUAGCCUACAUACAGAGUGCUGCCGGUGCCAGUAUUCCAACGGUGGACUUACGCACGAUGCCUUCGGCCCUGAAGCUGCAGCAGCUGCUGCAGGCUCCCCAUCAGGAUCUCGCCCUCCAGCAGCCCUCCGGCAGCUCCUCCACCACGACCAGCACCCAGGCUGGUCAGGCCGGGGCUCUGCCACCACCGCCACCACCUGCCCCUAGUCAGAACCCUUAAGAGGGCAGUACGGCCCACUUCCAUCCCAUCUAGUCCAUGUGAAAAUGCGCCAACAAAAUGUAACCAUUUUUGCACAACUGUGCUAGUGUUAAGGUUUUUGCAAUGCCCUGUAGUGUGAUUGUACGACUUUUCAACUACUUUUUUUUCUAGUCGCUCCCUACAUUAUAAUUUCUCCUAACCCGAGUAGUAGUGUUCAUUUUAAAACCACCACAUCUGUGUAUUGUGUGUAGAGCUGCGUACCUUGUAGUGGUUAAGGGAAGCAAGUAGCGUGAUUGCCAAAAUUAUGUUUAAGAAUUUGUGAAAUAAACAAUGAAAUGAAUUGACUUAUGGA